AAAAAGUUCUGUGAAUAGAAAAAGUAUUAAAAAUGAAGUUCCUUAUUGUGUUUGCAUAUUUGAUUUUGGCCGCUUGUAGUAUACGGGCUGAGUUAACCAAAGAGGAAGCAAUUGCCAUUGCAACUGGCUGUAAAGAAGAAGCUGGUGCCUCAGAUGACGAUUUUGAGGCCAUGGUUUCACAUCAACCAGCCGUGAGUCAAGAAGGGAAAUGUAUGCAUGCUUGUGCUUUAAAGAAAUUCGGUGUGUUAAGUGAUGAGGGUAAAUUAGUUAAAGAUGUUGCACUGGAAUUAUCAGAAUCUUUGAUUAAGGAUGAGGAGAAAAAAGCGCUUAUGGCUGAUAUAGUUGAAACCUGUGACCAACUGGAAGUUAGUGAUGAUCACUGCGAAGCUGCUGAAGAAUAUGGACAGUGCUGGAGAAAUGAAUUUGAAGCUAAAGGUAUCUCCCCUGAUGAAGAUUUAGUUUAA
Messenger RNA from Calliphora vicina (urban bluebottle blowfly), 464 nucleotides. RefSeq names its product general odorant-binding protein 19d-like. The transcript has 5 exons. The coding region runs from base 33 to 464 and encodes 143 amino acids. Lineage: Eukaryota; Metazoa; Arthropoda; Insecta; Diptera; Calliphoridae. Gene Ontology annotation, molecular function: odorant binding. The record is from RefSeq and is a predicted model, not a curated record.